ACUGUUGGCAGUGCACAAUGCCCUCUUGCACCCCCCAAGUAGAAUGAAACUAAAACCACACGGAUACUUGCCUCGACAACAUUUCUGAAGAAGCGAAACCGGAUGCCCAGCCAACACGGAAUUUCUUAGUGGCAGACUUGACUGAGGUUGGCGCGAACAAUUUUCUGAUUUGGGAAGUUGUUGCGAAAGAUAAUACACGAACACCUGCAGGAUGGCUACCGAUCAACAUGGCAAGAAAGUCCAAUGCGUACUUUGUCUAACGUCCGAGGAAAAUCGGACAACUGGACCGUUAUCAACGAAAGGUUCUAUCACCGCUCAUCAGAACUGCUUGCUGUAUUCAUCAGGGAUUAUUUGCAAGAAUUCGCCAGAGUUUGACGACUUGUUUGGUUUCUCUGUGGAAGACGUCCUUAACGAGUUGAAAAGGGGAAACAGACUGAAUUGUUACAGAUGUAAGAAGAAGGGUGCCACAGUGGGAUGUGAGGUGAAACGCUGUAAGAAGUCCUACCACUACCCCUGCGCUUUGCGAGAUGGGGCCCAAAACGUCGAUGACCACACAGAAGAGAAGUUUACGUUGUACUGUCUGAAGCAUAAUCUGGCGAUGGCAGCAACCAAUGAAACAGUGAGUAGAGCUUUGUCUACCAACGGUGAUUCAGACACAACGAUGAACAACAAUGGAGAAACGUCGCCCAAGUCGUUGCAGAAAGAGCGGAAAGGACUUGAUGCAGUGGCAGGACCCUCAUCUUCCCAUAGUGACUCCAACAUGUCUAGUAAACGACGGCAGAAACAAACACCCAAGAGACGGUUGAGCUGCUCGAGCACACCGGAAGUGAAAUCAUCAAAAAAGUCCAGAAUGUGGAGCAAGAGAAUUCAGAACGGUUUCUCAGACUCAGACGGAGUUGUGAAUGGAAUUGACAUGGAGUUAGCCCCUUUGGAGUCUGAUCUAGAAGACAGUGUGUUGUCUGAACACAGAAAUCAUGCUGAGGCUCUCACCGGAGGAUGUCAGCCAGAACCUGAACACAGUGACGACAGCGAUGGGGACGAUAGCGAUGGGGACGAUACAGUCAUAGACUCAGAUGCUGAGUCUCAGAGUCUGUUGCUGCCUGUGAUGUGGUGUGUGGUGUCUGAAGAAACCUCUCAGGACACAAACCUCUCAGUGUGCAGUUCUCAGCCGUGUUCUGCGGCUAGUCCUGGUUCACCUGUCCUCUCUGGUCGACAGGGCAGCUCUCUCACACCUGGUCCCAUCUCACCUGUCCUCUCUGGUCGGCAGGGCAGCUCUCUCACACCUGGUCCCAUCUCAUCUGUCCUCUCUGGUCGACAGGGCAGCUCUCUCACACCUGGUCCCAUCUCAUCUGUCCUCUCUGGUCGACAGGGCAGCUCUCUCACACCUGGUCCCAUCUCAUCUGUCCUCUCUGGUCGACAGGGCAGCUCUCUCACACCUGGUCCCAUCUCACCUGUCCUCUCUGGUCGACAGGGCAGCUCUCUCACACCUGGUCCCAUCUCACCUGUCCUCUCUGGUCGACAGGGCAGCUCUCUCACACCUGGUCCCAUCUCAUCUGUCCUCUCUGGUCGGCAGGGCAGCUCUCUCACACCUGGUCCCAUCUCAUCUGUCCUCUCUGGUCGACAGGGCAGCUCUCUCACACCUGGUCCCAUCUCACCUGUCCUCUCUGGUCGGCAGGGCAGCUCUCUCACACCUGGUCCCAUCUCAUCUGUCCACUCUGGUCCACUCAAUGUCACCAACACACCUACUCGUACCAGUCCACCAGUCUCACCCGUCCCGCCUGAUUGCUGUUUCACCCCUGUGUCCUCUCCACACUCUGUAUCCAAUCAUCCCCUGGCUGGGCCCGGAGGACUAGGUUCACCUAUUGGUUCUGGCUCUGACUCUGCAGCCAGCAGAGUGUUCUGGAGAAGGUGUAACGAAGCAGGCUGUACACAGUCCAUCUUCACCACCUUCUUCUCUGACAUGGUCAGCAUCUCCAAUAGGAUCCUGUCGGAUAACGCCAGUCAGGAAGAUUAUGAUCUCUCUCUGAGAGUGAUGGAGGCUUCUGGAAAAUUAUCACAGAUGCUCUCAGAGCAGGAGAGAGAGUUUAAGAAGAAGCAAAUGGAGUUACAGAGCGCUACUGCAGCCAUAAGGGAUGCCAGGUCAGCCCUAAAGAGAUAAGGAGCCCUGCCAGGUCAACUACAACACCCAUAAUCCACCUUCCCUCAUUCAGUUCAUUGGCAUCACAAGAUUUUAUGGGGUGCAUUAUGCAGCCAUAUUGAGAAUUUGAUUUCACAAUAGUUUAUGUAGAUCCACUUUCUUACCUUGUCAAUAUUAUAAAUCCCCCCCCCCCCCCCCCCAAAAAAAAAAAAAAAUACUUUUGUUGUUUAUACUGUAUGUUCAAACUCCGAGACCGAGAACCAAUUAUGAAACAAGAGGCUGACAUUUUGCUUGCCAGUAACAAAAGGAUGUUUUACCUUUAAACAAUAUAUAUUUUUAUAUAAAUAUAUAUUUCUCUGAAUAGAUCCCAAAAAGUGUUGCUAUUGUGUUGAUAGCAAGUAUACAAAACAUUAAGAACACCUCUUUCCAUGCCAUUGACUGACCAGGUGAAUCCAGGUGAAUGCUAUAAUCCCUUAUUGAUGUCACUUGUUAAAUCCACUUCAAUCAGUGUAGAUGAAGGGGAGGAGACAGGUUAAAGAAGAAUGUUUUCGCCUUGUGACAUGGCUUGUGUAUGUGUGCCAUUCAGAGGGUGAAUGGACAUGGCAAACGAUUUAAGUGCCUUUAAACGGGUAACCACCCAAAUGACAGCCAGCCAAUCAUACUGGUUUGUGUCAAGAACUGCAACAUUGCUGGGUUUUUCACACUCAAAACACUUUCCCGUGUGUAUCAAGAAUGGUCGACCAAUGGUCAGCCAGCUUUACACUACUAUGGAGUCAACAUGGGCCAACAUCCCUGUGAAACUCUUUUGACACCUUGUAGAGUCCAUGCCCUGAUGAAUUGAGGCUGUUCUGAGAGCAAAAGGGGGUGCAACAUCUUCUGUACCUAGAACUUCUUAUGAUCUACAUGAUUAGGGUUUAGAGUUAUUCCUAAAUCCUAUGGGUAGGAACAACUUGCAUGUGUCUAAUUGCUCAUCCACUUCUUUUAACCGCACUGUUACAUGUUCGCACACUUUUUAUUCAUUCAGUAAUAAAUGAAGAACCAAACUUG
Molecule: messenger RNA, 3184 nt
Organism: Oncorhynchus masou masou (cherry salmon)
Lineage: Eukaryota; Metazoa; Chordata; Actinopteri; Salmoniformes; Salmonidae
Product: mucin-5AC-like
Exons: 16
Coding region: 212-2158 (648 amino acids)
Cellular component (GO): nucleus
Source: RefSeq, a predicted model, not a curated record